Molecule: messenger RNA, 610 nt
Organism: Trematosphaeria pertusa
Lineage: Eukaryota; Fungi; Ascomycota; Dothideomycetes; Pleosporales; Trematosphaeriaceae
Exons: 2
Coding region: 190-510 (106 amino acids)
Source: RefSeq, a predicted model, not a curated record
GCUGACGCGACCGUCAUCGCGCAGAUUGGCCCUCUAAUCGUGGACGGUUCGAAAUCGUCUGGGUAGUAAAGAAAGCGCGCCGGAUCUGGGGCGCUUGUGUUGCUAGCAGCACGUGUUGUCCUCGACGAUGCAGGUGGGCUUGGGCUUAGGCCAGCUGUCGCACGCACAAGGCACCUCUGCAGAUCCUGCAUGCAGCUGCCCUGUCGGUCCGCGCCGUCGGGUCGUGGGGCUUCCUCUUGGCCUUCUCGUCAUAUCUUGUUUCUCGACCACUUCAGCUUCAAUAUGGGGUCUGAAAGUCAGCGUUUCUUUCCAUUGCCUUUGGAGGAACCAACAGAGGAUGAUCAUGCGGCUUUUCCAGGAGUUUUGCUCUCUUGCUGCUUCGUCGCCGUAAUGGAGGGUGGAAAGGUGUUGGAGGCGACAGGGGUUACUAGUGUUUUGGCGUUUUGGCGUUUUGCUUUUGUAUGCAAGAAACAGCUCCUUACUGCAACCACAGUCCCAACGUUGCGUUGACGUGAUACAAAAGUCGGAAAACACUUGGCGAAGCCGCGGGCUUUCCGGGCUAGGCGUUCCGCUUCCCCGAUUCGCUAUCCGACGCUUUUGCCGCUUCGCG